This is a messenger RNA of Triplophysa rosa, 1737 nucleotides long. RefSeq names its product opsin 7, group member a (gene opn7a). The transcript is spliced from 5 exons. The record is from RefSeq and is a predicted model, not a curated record. Gene Ontology annotation, molecular function: G protein-coupled receptor activity. Gene Ontology annotation, biological process: visual perception; G protein-coupled receptor signaling pathway. Bases 1 to 1344 code for a protein of 447 amino acids. Gene Ontology annotation, cellular component: membrane. NCBI's taxonomy places the organism in Eukaryota, Metazoa, Chordata, Actinopteri, Cypriniformes, Nemacheilidae.
AUGCAAGGACCGGACAACCGCACCUUCCAGUCCAACAUUCCAGUGGCUGCUGACAUCGCAGUGGGUGUGGUUUAUUCCUUGUUUGGAGUAUGUUCACUCUGUGGAAACAGCAUGCUGCUCUAUGUGUCCUACAAAAAGAAGCACCUCUUGAAACCAGCUGAGUUCUUUAUUAUAAACCUGGCCAUCAGUGACCUGGGCAUGACCGUCAGCCUGUACCCCCUCGCUGUCACAUCCAGCCUCGCCCACAGGUGGCUGUAUGGAAGGACAGUGUGUCUCAUCUACGCCUUCUGUGGAGUUUUGUUCGGGAUCUGCUCUCUGACCACUCUUACUAUUCUCAGCAUUGUUUGCUGCCUCAAAGUCUGUUAUCCACUGCAUGGUAACAGGUUCAGCUACGAGCACGGUCGCGUGCUAAUAGCGUGUGCGUGGGCUUACGCUCUCGUGUUUGCGUGCUCCCCCCUUGCUUACUGGGGACAGUACGGCCCUGAACCCUACGGCACGGCCUGCUGUAUCGACUGGGCAUUGUCCAAUCAUGACUCCAUCGCCCGCUCCUACAUCACUGUACUCUUCAUCGCCUGCUACCUGCUGCCCUGCACCAUCAUCAUCGUCUCCUACACACGCAUACUGCUCACGGUCCGAGACUCCCGUAGAGCUGUGGAGCAGCACAUCUCAGCACAGACACACAUGCGCAACAUCCAGACCAUCAUAGUGAAGCUGAGCGUGGCAGUAUGUAUAGGGUUCUUCAGUGCAUGGAGUCCAUAUGCAUUUGUGUCAAUGUGGGCGGCGUUCGGACAUUUCGAUGACAUCCCACCCAUGGCCUUCGCCGUACCCGCCAUGUUUGCGAAAUCCUCCACCCUUUUCAACCCCCUCAUCUACCUCUUGCUCAAACCCAAUUUCCGCCACCUGCUCUGGAAGGACAUGAGCUCCCUGCGCGGGAUUUGCGUUCACCACUUCCUGUGUUUUUCACGCUGCAGCUACCGGCCAUCGUUGGCCCUCAAUCUGCGCCACCGAGGCCGAUCCAUUUCUGAGCCUAAGGUAGCCGUAGGGUCGAGUUACUGUCCUUGUGAAAGGUGCAACGACCCGUUUGAACAGUUCAAACAUUACCCACACCAUUGUCCCAUUAACGUGAACACUGUGCAGCUGUCUCUACAGGACACUACCGAGCCCGAACCUGAUCCUGAAUCCAGCGCAAUGAAGGAACGGAGACCAAAGAGCCAGUCGAUGGAGGGGAAGAAGCCGGUGCGGGUGAUCGUGAGGGGGCGGAAAAGCUCUGAGAUUGACAGUCUGGAGAUCACCUUGGAAACGGUUCCUGCUCAUGGCAAAUCUGCCAAAAAUGGCAAACCGUAAGACCUGGGCCUGUGCUUGGGUGUGUUUAUAUAAGGCUGUCGGUAAAUUCAAAUAUUUAAUCACAAUCUUUGUUUAUCUUAUCUUAGUAAACAUGUUGAUGCAUUCACUUUUAAGCUUUUGUGUUAUUAGAAGGUUCAACAGUUUGUGUGGAUGACUCUAAAUUUAUUGAAACGCUACAAAAAGAGAAGAAAGUGAAAAUAAUAAAAACACCUACCCUACAAAAAUAGAAGCCCAAGGCCAUUUAAAAAAUUAAAUCUGGCUUUCAACAAAUGAAAUUAUUUGCACGUGUUAAUGUAUUAAUUUAGUCAGUCUUAGUUUACUCUAUAUGUGUGUGUUAUUUACAUACAGUAUAUGCACAUAAAUAAAUUCUCUAACUCUCUUUCACAUUCGCCU